This is a messenger RNA of Centruroides sculpturatus (bark scorpion), 324 nucleotides long. RefSeq names its product DNA-directed RNA polymerase II subunit RPB4-like. The transcript has 3 exons. The coding region runs from base 40 to 324 and encodes 94 amino acids. Gene Ontology annotation, molecular function: translation initiation factor binding; nucleotide binding. Lineage: Eukaryota; Metazoa; Arthropoda; Arachnida; Scorpiones; Buthidae. Gene Ontology annotation, biological process: mRNA export from nucleus in response to heat stress; transcription initiation at RNA polymerase II promoter; nuclear-transcribed mRNA catabolic process, deadenylation-dependent decay. The record is from RefSeq and is a predicted model, not a curated record. Gene Ontology annotation, cellular component: P-body; RNA polymerase II, core complex.
UUUGAAAAUGCUGAGACUCUGCUCAUAUCUGAAGUAAAUAUGCUUUUGGAGCAUAGAAAACAGCAGAAUGAGAGUGCAGAAGAGGAACAAGAACUGUCGGAAGUUUUUAUGAAAACUUUAAGUUACUGUCAACGAUUCAGUCGUUUUAAAAAUCGUGAAACCAUAUCCGCUGUAAGAAGUCUUCUAAUGCAAAAAAAACUUCAUAAAUUUGAGCUUGCACAAUUAGCAAAUUUAUGUCCUGAAACACCUGAAGAAGCAAAGGCAUUGAUACCAAGAAAAUUUUUAUUACAUUUUGAUCAAACUAAUCAAUAUGAAUUUUUUUAG